GUGUGAAUGCCCUUCUUAUUUAGGUUAGUGGUGGUCCCCUCAACAAGGUACAGUACAAAGCAAUGGCCCCUUAUCUUUCCUCUGGCCCAGUGUGAUCACCUACGAAUCCUCCGAAUCUCUUAACACAUGACUUGGAUCCAACCGGUUUUCAGAUGGUACAAGCUACAUUCAAAGCCCGGGAAAAAAGAGAAGGAUCGAGGGGAGAUCCAAGUGUCCAUCCAGUUCACGAGGAACAACCUCACGGCCAGCAUGUUCGACCUUUCCAUCAAGGACAAACCCAAGACUCCUUUUGGGAAGCUGAAGGACAAGCUGAAAGUCAAGAAACACUCCCAAUUCGAGUCUUCUUCAGCCAUCGUACCGAGCAGCAUCGGCCGUCUGGACAGUGAUGACGAGGAUGGGAAGAAGUCAAAGUCCAAAGCGGCUGCUUUCUUCAAGGGACGUCUAAGGAAAAGCUCUCUAACCAGGUCCAAUACUUCCCUGGGAUCAGAUAGCACCAUCUCCUCAACAAGUGGCACCAUUCCCACCAGUGCCGGAAUCUCCGUAGUCCUUCCAGAUGUUGUCAAGAAGCCUGCCACCAGGAACAGCAGCCUUUCCACCGAGCCGACCGUUAAAGACAGCGAAGCGUCGCCCCGGAAUACCCACAAGAGGGCAUUCAGCGAUGAAGUCAGCAAGUUAAAGCUGUUCCCAGAACCAAAGUCAGUACAGAACCUCAAGCCAAAGGGUAGCCCCAUCUCCAAGUCGUCUGUCUGUAUCAACGGAAGCCAUGUCUACACAGAAGUGUCGGCUCCAAAGCCAAACCCCGCUCUAGAGAAAUCGGCACCUGCGUCCAUGUCAUUGCAGAAUAUUGUCAAGAAGGCGGAGGAUGUGGCGGAUGUAAUCCGAGGACCAAGCCAUAGUUCAGCAAAAUCUGAGCAUAAACCAGCAGGUCCGGCUGUGGAGGAGCAAAGUGCCUCCUACAAACCAACGCCAAGAAACGAGACGGUGCAAGCGGAGACGAAACCUGUCCAAAUCACGAGUCCUAUGGUGUUUACAGAGGACGUGUCCAAGAGUAGAAGUCAAGAAGCGAAGGCCAAAGAGGAGAAGUCUAAGGUUGGCCUUCAACAUGGAACUGGCAAGACCGAUCAGGCCAACAAGAGUCUUGCUGAACCAAAACCUCAUGUCCCGUCUAGUUCUGAGGAGAGAGGGAAGGUCAGUUCUUGGUUUGGAUCCAAAGAUGCUAAGGAAAAUCAGCAAAAACCAAGUUUUCCCUCUGGGUCUAUUGCUACCUCAGAAGCUGCUGAAAGGGGCUCUUCUCUUGUGGAGGAACACAGUCCAUCAGCAUUUUACCACAGAGAAAGCGGCAACGUGGAAGUGGUUGGUGAUCGUCCUGAAUUCCGUCUGACCCAAAGUUCUUCAUCAAAACCUCCAGUGGUCUUGGGAUGGGAAGAGCAAUUUGACGCUCUUGCCUCAAGUCGAUUGCAGCCGUCAAAUGGGAAUUCCCAACAAACUGAAGAUCAUGAUGUCGCAAGUCCCUCUGAGAAAUAUCCAUUGUCUUCUCCAUUUGCCAAAAGGGAAACUGGGACACUUUACGAGGGGGAUGAAUGGCCUAACCUGCAAUCACAUGACUCGAAUCUUAACACAUGCUUGCCAGAAAUUUUGAACAAUGAUGUAGAAAAGUCUAGUGAGCUAUCCCCUUUGCCAAUAAACCUUUUGCCCAACUUCUCUCCUCCAUAUAUUCCAUCUCCUGGAUCUACAGGACUCAAGUCAUUUGAUAAAUUGUCUACAAAUACACUUAAAGAUGUAAAUAUGUUUAGCUUGCCAGUUCUAGGCUCAACUGAGAACAGGGUAGCAACUGUCCAACCACGUGUACUGAUGGAGCAGAACAUGGCUAGCAUAGGACAAGUAGCAAGGAAAGAUUCUCCGGUUGUAACAAAGGACAGUAUAGCCAUAGCUUCCAUCGGUGAACGUGCACUGGAGGUGGUGGAAAGUGGUAUUGACAUACAUAACACGCAGGUGUCCAAAGAGUCAGUAAAACAAGUCUCAACCGAACACAAUCCCGAAAGGAUACGUGUUGAGCAAGUCAUGCCUAAUGAAAAGGUUGAGUCGAUAAUUAAGGAAGAGGCCAUUAGUGUUGAUGUAGGGUCUGCAGCACCACCCAAGCCCCCUCGGCUCAUGCAGGAAACUGAGGAUGAUAAUUGCGAACAAACAAGCCAUCAGGACACCACUGGAAAACAAAUAGAGAACCCAGAGGAACAUAAGCAAGAGCAAAACAUGGGGGUUAGCAAACAAAGUGUCUCUCCAGUGGCCUGUUGUCCUGUAAUUGAGAUAAGGAGCCCAGUGUUAGACGCUUUUACUGAGGACACCCAAUCCACCACCGAGGGCCUUUUGACUAAUUUAAGGGAAGAAAAUAAUGAUUUUUCGAAGCUGGGUGCAGUUAAUGGGGAACACCUGUUAGAUGUAAAUGACAUGACGGCAACAGAGCAGUUCAGGACUUGCCCAUCGAAUGUCUCACUAGACACAGACCUUUCAAGUCCUCAUGAAGGCUCUGAUAAAUUGGAGUUAAUGAGCCAUGGCCCAUCCAAACCACUCAGUACAACAUUGGGGGGUAGCAAACACGAGGACUUCAUCUUCCAAAAACCAAUGCCAUUGUCAAAAAUACAAAAAGGAAGUAGGUCGGAAUUGUCUAGCCAGUCUAAGAAAUGUGACCAGACCGACUUUUGGUCAGCUCUAGAGGAGCAGACACCGUCAAGUCUGAUAGGACUGGACGCCAAACAGAAUGUGUCAACAAAUUUGUGCGACAGCGCCCCUUCAGAUGACCGAAUUGUAAGCCCUUUAAACUCUGAACAAAAACCUGAGCCAGAACAGAAUAAAAGUGAAGAUGCACUAGUCCUACAGGGAGCAGAAUUAGCUAGUCCACCACCCAACGUGUUACAAGAACACAAGCUUGAGUCUGAUACCAAAGCUUUAAGACAUGAUGGACAACAUGGGUAUUCUCUAAGCCAACAGUCUUCCUGGUCAGCAGAUAUCAUUGUGGACUUUAAGAAUGAGGACUUCUGGAGAAUUGACUCUGACCAACUAGACCAAAAUCAUGUCCAAAAUUUGCCAUCACCAGGAAAUCCCUUUUCACCAGUGGACAGAACUCCAUUCCUAAGUCACAAAAACCCAUUUAUUGUUGAACACACUCCGAGUAGUCAGAGCUCCGAGUCCUCAUUACAAGAGGAUAUAAGCUUUAAAGACCUUCAUGCCCGUGCAGCUCUGAAAAAGUUUCCAUCUGCUGUCCCCCCGAAUGAUGUAAAAGCUUACCUGCAUGUCAGCCAACCUCUGGCCUUCUCCACUCCUUCCCUAGCGACUGCCCCGAACCUUAAACCAUCAAACUUCCCUUCUCCAAUCAUGCUUCUGACAACCCCUGGUGCCACCACAACAACAAAUACCCACACAGCAUCUCUGUCGGGCUUGCACUCUCCUGUGGCCGGUGGUGUGACUACAGCUGCCCCUCCGAUUCUGCCUCUGGAGACACAGACAGCUGACAAUCCAUUUAUGACACUAAAGACCAGUCCCCACCCAGUGAAGCCGAUCAGCGCCACUCUGUCCGAAUCGACUCCGGAAAAGAAGACGCAGCGACCGGCCAUCACCACCGCGUUAAGCAGUGGCCUGGAGAUGUUAAAAUCGGUGACAGGUGGACAGAACCCCAAUGCUAAGAAACAGGACGAGAGGCUGAAGGAUCUUAGUUUACCAGACCAAGCGGCCAAGUAUUACCACCUCACGCACGACGAGCUGAUCCAGAUGUUGCUCCAACGUGAGGAUGAGUUGUCCAGAGAGCAGAACCAUGUCAAAGAGUUAGAAGAGUACAUCGAUAAGCUGCUGGUGCGGAUAAUGGACCAGGCGCCCGCUCUUCUCCAAGCCCCGUUGGAGACGAACCAGUAGACCCUCACUAGUCAACAUCUGGGACAUCUUUCUUCGCUCUAUGCUGUAAAUCCUGUGUAUAGACUUGACAAGUGGCUAUAUAGCAUUGGCAUGAACUGCUUCGUAUGUCUAUAAAGUCUUCUUCUGAAAGCCAGUUGGUUGGUGCCGGACCUCUUUUGCACAUGACGGUUGAAGCGUCAAGGAAGCACUCGCCAUCGAAACAAUGGGUGUGUUAUACUGCCAGGCACGAUCAAUGCGUCUCCUUAUGCACAACACUGUAGUAAAGAAGCAAUGGAGAGACUCUUCUCCGGUCACGGAGGUGUGAAGGUGACCUCGUGAACAACCCUCCACAUUUCGGCACACAUGCAUUCGCUUCGCUGCUCUCCUCAUCACACGAUCAUCCGCUGUGUUUGCAGUAACUUUCUUCGAGCGUGACGUAGUCAUCUGGGAUCCAGUCCAGGGAGUUGACAGUACAACAAGUAUGAAGAGUGUCAACAUUUCUCACAGUUUUCACGUAUUAUUCGGAUAAAUAUUCUGUACUGUAGUAAAUACCAGAGUUUGUUAUUUCUAAGACAAUACUAGAAAUGCGAUGUAGGACGAUGAGCAGCCAUCUUGGAUGACUCUACAGGUUCCUCUACCAUAAUUCAUGAUAAGCGUGUACACCUGUUGCAGUAACGUUCGCGAGUCUUCCUUUUGCACCAUUAGGGCACCAUCGUGAUGUAACUCUCACUGUGCAGUUUUAGUGCCUCACCUUUCGGCUUCAUAUAUCACUGCGCUUAUGCUAAUGAGCCUGAGUUCGAAAACCUAUGACGACUACGAGUCCACAUUAAAAGACUCUUCUAAGCUGCGGUAUUUUUGAAGCAUGAUAAAGCCCAAACGAUAGUCGUCAAGGGGAAGAGAGUAGUGUGCCGAUGAUCUCCACCAUCAGUUUUCCUUCACGUACCUAGAGCCUGGACUAGAGAUGAGCGAACUUACAGUAAAUUCGA
Molecule: messenger RNA, 4868 nt
Organism: Hyla sarda
Lineage: Eukaryota; Metazoa; Chordata; Amphibia; Anura; Hylidae
Gene: RAB11FIP5
Product: RAB11 family interacting protein 5
Exons: 6
Coding region: 127-3903 (1258 amino acids)
Biological process (GO): regulated exocytosis
Cellular component (GO): secretory granule; mitochondrion; phagocytic vesicle
Molecular function (GO): small GTPase binding
Source: RefSeq, a predicted model, not a curated record